AUAUGUGCUGCUACUUCCGUUUUUCCAGUUUGUUUUGACCCAAAGAUAAACAGAUAUAUAAGUAUGUCGAUUCUUUGGGGUGUCAUAACCAAAAGAUGAAACGUCGAUCGCACGCGACGAAGUCGGACAUGUGCCCAGAUGUUGGACACACAAUUACCAUAUCAGCAGCACAUCAUUCACAGUUAAGUGAAAAAACAGAUUGAGCGAUUGAGGCGGGUUCUUCCACCGCCUCUGCCUUAAUAAGCCGCGCUCUCUGCUCACAAGAGUUUAGUCAAAUUUGAGAGCAAAGUGUGGAAACAACUCGAGACAAAUGAAGAACUGCAAUACUGAAACAGACUUUACCGCAUCGGGCUAUAUUGAGGACUAUAACAUCUAUAACUAUGAUCAAAAUCAAGUUCAAGCGAGCAGUUAUAUUAACUUUACUUGGUCCAACGAUGGCUACAAUUGGAGUACAUUAGCGCCCGACACCGAGGCAGCAUCUGCGUCUGAAGAGAAAAACUCUGAACCACAACACGAAUCCGAAACGUUUAAGAGCACGGGACAACGCAAGGAACGCACAGCCUUUACGAAACCCCAGCUAAAGCAACUGGAAACGGAAUUUGGUUAUUCGAAUUAUCUCACUCGAUUAAGACGCUACGAAAUCGCUGUUGCUUUGGAUCUGAGCGAGCGUCAGGUGAAGGUCUGGUUCCAGAAUCGUCGCAUGAAAUGCAAACGGAUUAAACUGGAAACUGGGAUUUCCCCUCUCACAAAGGCAAACUAUUGACAUAGAUACAUUUACUACAACAAGUUUCUUUAUCUCUUAA
Drosophila willistoni is the source of this 803-nucleotide messenger RNA. It is a transcript of the gene btn, whose product is annotated as homeobox protein MOX-1. Lineage: Eukaryota; Metazoa; Arthropoda; Insecta; Diptera; Drosophilidae. The coding region runs from base 311 to 763 and encodes 150 amino acids. The transcript has a single exon. Gene Ontology annotation, biological process: positive regulation of transcription by RNA polymerase II. Gene Ontology annotation, molecular function: RNA polymerase II cis-regulatory region sequence-specific DNA binding; DNA-binding transcription factor activity, RNA polymerase II-specific. The record is from RefSeq and is a predicted model, not a curated record. Gene Ontology annotation, cellular component: nucleus.